Messenger RNA from Lampris incognitus (smalleye Pacific opah), 1616 nucleotides. RefSeq names its product actin related protein 2/3 complex, subunit 2 (gene arpc2). Lineage: Eukaryota; Metazoa; Chordata; Actinopteri; Lampriformes; Lampridae. Gene Ontology annotation, molecular function: structural constituent of cytoskeleton; actin filament binding. The coding region runs from base 136 to 1035 and encodes 299 amino acids. The transcript is spliced from 10 exons. The record is from RefSeq and is a predicted model, not a curated record. Gene Ontology annotation, biological process: Arp2/3 complex-mediated actin nucleation; actin filament polymerization. Gene Ontology annotation, cellular component: Arp2/3 protein complex; actin cytoskeleton.
UGAAAUACGCGGAAGCGAAAAAGACGGAAGCCUCGACGGAAGCGGUCUGUCAAGGGAGAAAACCUUGCAGUAUUUGACACAAAGAGGCUAAAUUAUAUUGAGCAUCCCACUCAACCCACAUCGGCGUCUGCUGCCAUGAUUCUCUUAGAAGUCAACAACCGGAUUAUAGAAGAGACGCUGACGUUGAAAUUUGAUGGAGCAUCCAACGGAACCAAGCCAGAUGCGGUCGACAUGACUUUUGCAGAUUUUGACGGCGUCCUGUACCACAUCUCCAAUCCCAAUGGAGAUAGGACCAAGGUGAUGGUUAGCAUCUCUUUGAAGUUCUACAAGGAGCUACAAGAGCAUGGGGCUGACGAGCUGCUGAAGAGGGUCUACGGGAGCUUCCUGGUUUCACCAGAGGCUGGCUACAACGUCUCCCUGCUCUUUGACCUGGAUGCCGUUCCAGCUAACAAGGAUGAGGUGAUCCACCAGGCAGGCAUGCUGAAGAGGAACUGCUUUGCCUCGGUCUUCGAGAAAUACUUCAAGUUCCAGGAGGAGGGCAAGGAGGGCGAGAGCAGGGCCGUGGUCCACUAUAGAGACGACGAGUCCAUGUACGUGGAGGCCAAGAAAGACAGAGUGACGGUGGUCUUUAGCACAGUGUUCAAAGACGACGACGACGUGAUCAUCGGCAAAGUAUUCAUGCAGGAAUUCAAGGAGGGGCGGCGAGCCAGCCACACGGCCCCCCAGGUGCUGUUCAGCCACAGGGAGCCCCCGCUGGAGCUUAAGGACACAGACGCCGCUGUAGGAGACAACAUCGGAUACAUCACCUUCGUCCUGUUCCCACGGCACACCAGUGCCAACGCCAGAGACAACACCAUCAACCUCAUCCACACCUUCAGGGACUACCUGCAUUACCACAUAAAGUGCUCCAAGGCGUACAUUCACACACGCAUGAGGGCCAAGACGUCGGACUUCCUGAAGGUGCUGAACCGUGCCCGCCCCGAUGCUGAGAAGAAGGAGAUGAAGACCAUUUCGGGCAAGACUUUCUCCCGCUGAGGCCGGACCCCCCUCCCCUCCCCCCUCCCCACGCAACUAAUCUGAACACCCCCUCCUCCCUGGACACGCCCGAACACACCACGCCGAGACUCAACGCCACAUUGGACAGGAUUCCAGGAUGCCUCUACUGCCCCCCCCGCCCCCUGCCCACCCAACCCCUGAGACGUGUCCAGUCUCCUUAUAAAGCGCAGAAGUGAUGAUGACGAUGAUAAUAAUGGGUAAUAAAAGUUGGCUCUUCUCGGAACAAAGCUGGCUCCACUUAGGGAAGGCCGGGGCUUAAGGUAAUGAGAAAAAAAGGGCAUUCCUUGCUUUGCAUAGUUAAAGAGAAUUAUAAGUCCUAUAUAAAUAUAUAUAUGAAAAAAAAAUACAAUUUUUGAUACGAUAUCUUUUACUUCAUUUGGUACUCUGCCUUUGCGUGCCCCCCCCCAUCUGCCCCACAAGCCCCCCUCCCCAUCUGCCCCCCCCCCACCACCAUGUAACCAUGACUUGGUGACUUUGAAAUUCUGCAUCCUUUCUUUCCCUCUCCCCCCAUUUCUCUGUACGUAUCAUGUUGUCUGUACCAUUGUCAUUGGAGAAAAAAA